UCUCAAACACGCGGUUCCCCUUCUCCCGCGCGGCAGCAGAGCCGGAGCUGGGCGCGGGGGAGGCGGGGGGCGUCCCAGAGGGGAUCCCGCCCCCUCCCCCGGUCACCCGGAGCCCCCGCACCCACGUGAGCGCAGGGCCAGCUCGGAUCCCGCCAGCUGCACAGCGCGUCCCGGCUCCGCGCCGGUGCCUCCGCGGUCUGUCCCUGAGCCAGCGCUUCACGGUUCCUGGCGGGUCCCCGCGGCCCCGGCCGGGCGCUUCGCCGGGCUCCGGCUCCUGAUCUGGGCGCAGCGCGCAGGCCGAGGCGCGGGUGGGCCGUCCAGCGGCUCCGGACGCCGGUAGACCAUGAGCAGCCACGGCAACAGCCUGUUCCUGCGGGAGAGCGGCCAGCACCUUGGCGGGGUGGGCUGGCUGCAGGGGCUGCAGGACAGCAUGCAGCAGAGAGCGCUGCGCACGCGCCUGCGCCUGCAGACCAUGACUCGAGAGCACGUGCUGCGCUUCCUGCGCCGGAAUGCCUUCAUCCUGCUCACUGUCAGCGCAGUGGUCAUAGGGGUCAGCCUAGCCUUUGCUUUGCGCCCGUACCAGCUCACCUACCGUCAGAUCAAGUAUUUCUCCUUCCCUGGUGAGCUUCUCAUGAGAAUGCUGCAGAUGCUGGUGCUGCCCCUCAUUGUCUCCAGCCUGGUCACAGGUAUGGCAUCCUUGGACAACAAGGCAACAGGGCGGAUGGGCAUGAGGGCAGCUGUGUACUACAUGGUGACCACGGUCAUUGCGGUCUUCAUUGGCAUCCUCAUGGUCACCAUCAUCCAUCCUGGGAAGGGCUCUAAGGAGGGGCUGCAUCGCGAGGGCCGCAUUGAGACCAUCCCCACAGCUGACGCCUUCAUGGACCUGGUCAGAAAUAUGUUUCCACCCAACCUUGUGGAGGCCUGCUUCAAACAGUUCAAGACACAGUACAGCACGAGGGUGGUGACCAGGACCGUGGUGCGGACAGAGAAUGGGUCUGAGCUGGGUGCCUCCAUGCUGCCUCCGACCUCAAUGGAAAAUGAAACCAGCAUCCUGGAAAAUGUCACUCGGGCCUUGGGCACCCUGCAGGAGGUGCUCAGCUUUGAGGAGACCGUGCCUGUGCCGGGUUCAGCCAACGGUAUCAAUGCCUUGGGCCUCGUGGUCUUCUCUGUGGCCUUUGGGCUGGUCAUUGGUGGCAUGAAACACAAGGGCCGGGUCCUGAGGGACUUCUUUGACAGCCUCAAUGAGGCUAUUAUGAGGCUGGUGGGCAUCAUCAUCUGGUAUGCACCUGUGGGCAUCCUGUUCCUGAUUGCUGGGAAGAUUCUGGAAAUGGAAGACAUGGCCGUCCUUGGGGGUCAGCUGGGCAUGUACACACUGACUGUCAUCGUGGGCCUGUUCCUCCACGCUGGCGGCGUCCUGCCCCUCAUCUACUUCCUCGUCACCCACCGGAACCCCUUCCCCUUUAUUGGGGGGGUGCUGCAGGCCCUCAUCACUGCCAUGGGCACAUCUUCCAGCUCUGCCACCCUGCCCAUCACCUUCCGCUGCCUGGAGGAGGGCCUGGGUAUAGACCGCCGCAUCACCCGAUUUGUGCUGCCGGUGGGGGCCACCGUCAACAUGGAUGGCACGGCCCUCUAUGAGGCCUUGGCUGCCAUUUUUAUUGCUCAAGUCAACAACUAUGAGCUCAACCUGGGCCAGAUCACCACAAUCAGCAUCACGGCCACAGCGGCCAGCGUUGGGGCUGCUGGCAUCCCCCAGGCCGGCCUGGUCACCAUGGUCAUUGUGCUCACGUCUGUUGGGCUGCCCACGGAAGAUAUCACACUGAUCAUAGCUGUGGACUGGUUCCUGGACCGGCUUCGCACGAUGACCAAUGUGCUGGGGGACUCCAUUGGAGCCGCCGUCAUUGAGCACUUGUCCCAGAGGGAGCUGGAGUUGCAGGAGGCUGAGCUCACCCUCCCUAGCCUGGGGAAGCCCUACAAGUCACUCAUGACACAAGAAAAGGGGGUGUCCAGGGGCCGGGGAGGCAACGAGAGUGCCAUGUGAGGGGCCUUCAGCUCUUCUCCAAGGCAGGAAGGAAGGGGACUGGGGAGGGGACCCUGAGGACAGUCGGCUGCUCAGCCGACCCUGGGCUGCACCCACGAGUUCUGCUUGGCUUCUUUGUGAGAGGAACUAAGAUAAAGGAGCAGGAGUGAAACCUAUUCAGGGUCUGUGUUUGUCUCAGAGCACAGGCUGAGAGAGGGAGCGAGCCAGAAAGGGGAGGAAAAUUUUCUCCUGGGUUUUGGGGGAGAGGAGGCUUCAGGUUCAACAAGAAGAAAGGUCACCUGGUGUUAUUUAUUGUCUCAAGGACUGGUGGAACUGAAGAGGGUAAAGAAAAACUGUACUGUUUCUCAUAAUAAAA
This is a messenger RNA of Marmota monax (woodchuck), 2393 nucleotides long. RefSeq names its product solute carrier family 1 member 6 (gene Slc1a6). Gene Ontology annotation, biological process: L-glutamate transmembrane transport. Gene Ontology annotation, molecular function: glutamate:sodium symporter activity; L-glutamate transmembrane transporter activity; neutral L-amino acid transmembrane transporter activity. The record is from RefSeq and is a predicted model, not a curated record. The transcript has 10 exons. Bases 344 to 2038 code for a protein of 564 amino acids. NCBI's taxonomy places the organism in Eukaryota, Metazoa, Chordata, Mammalia, Rodentia, Sciuridae. Gene Ontology annotation, cellular component: plasma membrane.